This is a messenger RNA of Elephantulus edwardii (Cape elephant shrew), 1722 nucleotides long. It is a transcript of the gene RBBP8NL, whose product is annotated as RBBP8 N-terminal like. The record is from RefSeq and is a predicted model, not a curated record. Gene Ontology annotation, cellular component: site of double-strand break. Gene Ontology annotation, molecular function: single-stranded DNA binding; flap-structured DNA binding; damaged DNA binding. Gene Ontology annotation, biological process: double-strand break repair via homologous recombination; DNA double-strand break processing involved in repair via single-strand annealing. The coding region runs from base 1 to 1722 and encodes 573 amino acids. Lineage: Eukaryota; Metazoa; Chordata; Mammalia; Macroscelidea; Macroscelididae. The transcript is spliced from 12 exons.
AUGGAGAGCUUUCUGGAGUCACUGAGCAGGCUGAAGGACGUCCACGAGAAGGAGGUCAUGGGCCUGCAGAAGAAGCUUCUGGAACUCAACUCAGAGAAGUACCGGGAUGCCCAGAGGAUGGAGGAGCUAUUUGCCAAGAAUCACCAGCUCAGGGAACAGCAGAAGGCACUGAAGGAAAACGUGCGGGCGCUGGAGAACAGGCUGCGGGCCGGCCUGUGUGACCGCUGCAUGGUGACCCAGGAGCUGGCCAGGAAAAGGCAACACGAGUUCCAGAGCUCACACCUGCAAAGCCUGCAACACAUCUUCCUCCUGACCAACGAGAUGAGCAGGCUGAGGGAGGAGAACGAGAGCCUGAAGAAGGAGGUGAAGCUGCUUCGGGGCCUGGAUUGGAAAGUCCCGGGAGGCCACGAGGGGCCUGAGGCUGAGAACAGCAGCAUGGAGUCACGAGAAGAGCAACUGCUGGGGUACCAGACGCCUCCUGCCACCAGAAUCUCCCCAGAAACCACUAGCCUACCUGAGCUGAAGGCUUCAGACAUGAGUCCCCAGCACAUCUCCAACCAGCUCCAUGGGACCAUCGCCGUGGUGCGUCCGGGGUCCCGAGCGUGCUCCACCGACCGUGGUUCCACCAAUGGGACACCGCCGCUGGUUGGCAAGAGCAGCCCCUCCAGCCCUCCCUAUGAAACCAGCCUCCCCCUGGACAGUCUCCUGCGGACCUCCCGACCCUCUGUCCUGGCCUUUGAAGCCCUAAAGAGCUCCCUACAGGCUGACCGCCUCAGCCUCUUAAGCCGUCACCUGGCCCUGCACCUCCGAAGUCCCCGUAACAGCCCCCUGGCCCCCACCACGGCCCCCGGGGGGGCUCAGCCAAAGAUUCUGAAAGUCAUGGAGUCAGAGAGCUGGGAGGAGCCCACUGGCCUGCUGGGCCUGCCAGGGGCCCUGGACUCAAGAGACCCACAGUUAGAGGGCACGCUGCACCUGCUGCUGGCCCAGCAACAGCUGCGGGCUCGGGCAGCCAGUGUCAGAUCAGGGGGCCUACCUGGGCCGGGGGGCACUCUGCCCUCCCCACCUGCCGGCUCUGAUUCUGAGAGCCCUGAGGGAUUACAGUCAGCUGGAGCAGCACUGGCCAGAGGCGCCUGGCAUGGAGACCGGUGCCCACGGCCGCCAGAUCUAGACAGCCUCAGGGAGGAAGAGGCUGCAGUGGUUCAAGCAUACACUCCAGACACACCCCUGGACCUCUCAAAGCCCACCCACCAUUGUGGAUUGCCCAGGCCAAAGGCUGGUUCUUGCAGCCCGGAGUCACCUCGGAGAGCCACACUACCUGCUCAGUCAUCACCCCGGAUCCCCAGUCCCUGGACACUCAGCAGUGGCCCCAAAGGAGCCAGAGCACUGGAGCUGGAGUCCUCCACACCCCAGAGGCCAGCCAGGCAGAGGCGCAGAGGGCAGACUCAGACGGAUUGGAUGAACCAGACACUUCGGACAAAGGCCCUGAGUUCCGAGGUGGGAGGCAAGCUCGGCACGCCAGGGGGGAGCCCCAGGUGCUUCUGCGCCCGAGAGCUGGAGGAGAAGCAGCAGCGCAAGCGGAAGCGGGCAUCUGACCCGCUGGUGCAAGCCACCAAGAAGUUCCGAGGGAGACGGAGACCGAGGGAGCCCCUGGUGGUGGCUGAGAGGCCUGGUAGUCCGCAGGAUGCUGAGGACAGCAGCACCCAGCCCAGCAGCCAGGACUGA